AUGGAGCUCUUCAUACUGUUGAGUUUAUUUGUAUCAUUGUGUGCUGGUGGCCCAAAACCUAGUUCAGACUAUAUUCCAAUUAUACCCGGAGACAACAGUCAUUACGUAGAGGGAGUGAGCCGGUACGUGUGGAUACCAGAUGGAGACGAUGUUCCACAUCUAGUUGAUCUUCACGCGCCAACUGAAAAUUUUGACUCUAAAAGUGGUGCUCAAAACGAAUACUGGCUUUAUACUAGGCGUAAUCCCCAAAAUCACCAGCGUUUAAGACACAACGAUGCAAAUUCCGUACGAAACUCUAACUACAAUCCAAAUCUACCAACAGCUUUUAUUGCACACGGAUGGAACAGUGACGGAAAUUCCAAAGUGAACACCUAUGUCCGGGAUGCCCUUCUUCACAUUGGUGAAUACAAUGUCAUUGCUCUGGAUUGGCGAAGAGGUGCAAAUGGAUUGUAUUCAUCCAGUGUACGUGCGAUUCCUGAUACUGGUGAACACCUUGCUUUCUUUAUAAGCUGGUUGAUCUCGAGUUUUGGUGGUAAUUUAAACAACGUCCACCUUAUUGGCUACAGCUUGGGAGCUCAUGUCGUUGGGAAUGCUGGUCGUACACUCGGCAGACGCGUGGCGCGUAUUUCUGGUCUGGACCCGGCUGGACCUCAAUUUGGUAGAAACCCGCAAGCCUUAAACUCACAAGACGCUACCUAUGUAGAGUGCAUACAUACUGACGGUGGUACGAUGGGUAUUUUUGACCCUAUAUGCCAGACCAACUUCUACCCUAAUGGCGGCAUCAACCCACAGCCUGGUUGUUGGAUUAACACAUGUUCUCACAGCCGCAGCUAUCAACUAUAUGCUGCAACUGUACGAUACGACCGCUUUAUCGGUAGACAAUGUGCAAAUCUUGAUGAAGCUCGCAGAAAUAGAUGUGGUGGUUCCCAGAUGCGUAUGGGCAACGCUAAUUUGAAUAAACGAGGAUUUGGACUGUACGGACUAUCGACUGGAGGCGAAUGGCCGUACUAA
Molecule: messenger RNA, 1011 nt
Organism: Pieris macdunnoughi
Lineage: Eukaryota; Metazoa; Arthropoda; Insecta; Lepidoptera; Pieridae
Source: the annotation of a GenBank genome assembly